Molecule: messenger RNA, 1290 nt
Organism: Neogale vison (American mink)
Lineage: Eukaryota; Metazoa; Chordata; Mammalia; Carnivora; Mustelidae
Product: sulfotransferase 1 family member D1-like
Exons: 8
Coding region: 142-1029 (295 amino acids)
Biological process (GO): sulfation
Cellular component (GO): cytoplasm
Molecular function (GO): sulfotransferase activity
Source: RefSeq, a predicted model, not a curated record
UUUAACGUUUGCCUUCUUAAUGCUUAGAUGAAUUGUCUUCGUUGCCUAAACAAUAUACAGAGGGAAAUUUCUUGUACUCCGUUUCUGUAGAAACAAAAUCUGGACUUCCAGUUCCUCAAGACAGGCAUCUGUUUCUGAAAAAUGGACAAGAAGCUGGAUAUCUACAGGAGGGAGUUAGUGGAUGUUCAGGGUGUCCCACUCUUCUGGAGCAUUGCUGAGGAGUGGUCCCAGGUGGAGACUUUUGAGAGUCGACCGGAUGACCUUCUGAUAGCCACCUACCCUAAAUCUGGAACAACCUGGGUCAGUGAAAUAUUGGAUUUGAUCUAUAACAAUGGGGAUGUGGAGAAAUGUAAGCGGGACGCAAUAUACAAACGAGUGCCGUUCAUGGAAUUGAUUAUUCCUGGAAUCGAGAAUGGUGUGGAGGACUUGAAAAACAUGAAGCCUCCUCGAUUAGUGAAAACACACCUGCCUGUUCAACUUCUCCCUUCUUCAUUUUGGAAAAAUAACUGCAAGAUGGUCUAUGUGGCACGAAAUGCUAAGGAUGUGGCUGUGUCUUACUAUUAUUUCUACCAGAUGGCAAAAUUACACCCAGAGCCUGGCACCUGGGAGGAGUUCCUGGAUAAAUUCAUGACUGGGAAGGUGGCGUUUGGUUCUUGGUAUGACCAUGUGAAGGGCUGGUGGGAGAAGAGGAAUGAUUAUCGUAUCCAUUACCUAUUCUAUGAAGACAUGAAAGAGGAUCCAAAGCAUGAAAUUCAGAAGUUGUUAAAGUUUCUAGACAAAGAACUCUCAGAAGAAACUGUGGAUAAAAUCAUCUAUCAUAGCUCUUUUGAUGUGAUGAAGCAGAAUCCAAGUACAAAUUAUAGCACUGUACCAGAUUUUGAUAUGGAUCAUUCUGUAUCUCCCUUCAUGAGAAAGGGCAUUUCAGGUGAUUGGAAAAAUCAGUUCACUGUAGCCCAAUAUGAAAGAUUUGAAGAUGAUUAUGAAAAGAAAAUGAAAAGGUCUACACUACGGUUUCGUUCGGAGAUUUAAGAAAUCCUGUUCUUCCUCCGACUCCUUUAGCAGGCACUUAAAUUACAAAAAAAAAAAAAAAAAUUCUUUGAACAUUUAAUGCCAAAAAUUCUGUAUGUUAAUAUUUCUGUAUUUACUAAUAUUCGUGCUUUGUAAUAGAAUAUUCAAAGAAUUUCAAAGGCUGCAUAUGAAAAACCAAUACUAUCUGUACAAUUUUAAUCACCUUCCACAAUGUUCUUACUAUUCUGAAAGACAAAAUAAUAAACUGAAGUUUAAAAUCGA